Molecule: messenger RNA, 1885 nt
Organism: Nothobranchius furzeri (turquoise killifish)
Lineage: Eukaryota; Metazoa; Chordata; Actinopteri; Cyprinodontiformes; Nothobranchiidae
Source: RefSeq, a predicted model, not a curated record
GCAACAUUAGCUUGUUGUUUGUUAGCAGCGUUAGCUUGUUGCUCGUUAGCAGCGUUAGCUUGUUGUGUGGGUGUGUGAGGUGAACCUCUGAGGCUCUGCAGCAACAAUGUCUUCAGCUCAGUCUCUGAGAGAGUUUAUCAGAGAGCGGCUAACUGCUGCUGCUGCAGAAAUAUUCUCCGAGUUUGAACAAACCAUCGUCCGCUACGAGGAAGAGAUCGAUCGUCAGCGCAGACUGCUGGAGAUCAGCUGGAAACCACAGAUCAACGUACACAGAAUAGAACUCCCACUGCAUGAUGUCAGGAAAGAUGAGGAGGUUCAGACUGACCAGCAGCUCUGGAACCAGGAGAGGACCUCCAGUUUGGACCAGGAACAACCAGAACCUCCACAGAUGAAAGUGGAGCAGGAUGAGUCAGAACCUUUACAUAUUCUAGAACAAGAAGAACUCUGCAUGAGUCAGGAUGAAGAGCAGCUUGUACUGAAGCAGGAGACGGUGACCUCCCUUGUGACUCCUGCUGAUGAGGACAGAGACCACCAUGGACCAGAACCAGACAGACACCAGCUCCUUUUGUCACAGUUUCCUGAGGCUGAGAUCAGAGCUGCUGCUCCAGAGUCUACAGAACUUCCACGGCAUUACAUCUGGGAAAAGGAGGAGGUUGUGACUGACCAGCAGCUCUCUAACCAGGAGACCACCUCCAGUUUGGAUCAGAAGGAGCCAGAACCUCCAGUAAUCAAAGAGGAACAGCAGGAAGUCUGUAUCAGUCAGCAUGAAGGGCCAUUCAUUCUGAACCAAGAAAAUGUUACCUUCAUGGUGACUUCUCCUGAAGAAACAAAUGGCUGUGAACCAGAACCAAACAGGAGCCAGCCCAUAUGUGAGAGUUUUACUCAGUUUGAAAACCAAGAUCAGGAUGGAUGCUGGAAUGAAAACCCAGAACCAAACGCCAAUGAAGAACUGACACAAAAUAAAAGGUGUCACAGAAACAGUGUAAUCAGUAAGAUUAAAAAAAAGGCUCACAGAGAUGGAAGACAAUUUUCAUGUAAAAUCUGCUUGAAAUUUUUUAGUUCAAAGAACGAUUUUACUCGUCACAUAAGAACUCACACAGGUGAGAAACCAUUUAGAUGCAAAGUUUGUGGUAAAUGUUUCUCUCGAAAUGGUAGCUUAACAACUCAUAUGAGAACUCACACAGGUGAGAAACCAUAUUCGUGUAAAACUUGUGGUAGAUGUUUUUCUACCAAAAGUAUCUUGACUAUACACAUGAGAACUCACACAGGUGAGAAACCAUUUGAAUGCAAAAUUUGUGGUAAAUGUUUUGCUGGCAGUAAUAAAUUGACAGUUCACAUGAGAACUCACACAGGUGAGAAACCAUACCCAUGCAAAAUCUGUAGUAAAUGUUUCUCUGUGAAGAAUAAAUUGACUGAUCACAUGAGAACUCACACAGGUGAGAAACCAUACCCAUGCAAAAUUUGUAGUAAAUGUUUCUCAGUGAGUAGUAAAUUGACUGAUCACAUGAAAACUCACACAGGUGAGAAGCCAUACCCAUGUAAAAUUUGUGGUAAAUGUUUUGCUGUCAGGUGUAAUUUGAAUUCACACAUAAGAACUCACAUAGGUGAGAAGCCAUAUUCAUAUAAAACUUGUAGUAAAAGUCCAUAAUCAAACAGAACAUGUUUGAUUAUGGCCCUCUAUUAUGUUGAAUCCAUUCCACAGUUUUCAUUGGUACACUCAAUCCAUCCACUCAAUCCAAAUGUGUUUCACACAUUUGGAUUUUACCGGAAUGUUUCUUCUAUCUUGUAAUUUCCAUUUUGUAAUUUGAAUUUCUUUUAUUGUUGAUUUAUUCAAUAUAAUUACUUACAACUGUACCAUGUUCAGCGCUUUGGGCUUCCUGACAGG